AUGGUCGUAGUGGUCGCUCACUUGCUUGCAGGUGAGACUACGCCUAGCGUCCAUUUGCUAGCACCCAACUCUCCCCUGUGGCUACACGUAGCUGGGUUCUGCUCAGCGGCCACACCCCGGGCAACCGUCUCGACCGGCGGGCUAAACCAGGUGAGGGGGCCCUGUGCGCUGUGCCGUGUGCACAUGGUUUGCGGAUUCCGCUGGAUGGAAGGUCGGAUGGUACCUUGCGUCGGCACCGUUGUGACGUGGUUCGUCUCUGCACGCCGCUGGACAGCUGGUGACGGGAUGGAUCUCUACAUCGAUAUCGCCUUGACGCGCCCACCUACGCCGUCGGAGACCGCGGCUUACGGCGAAUUCGAGUCGCUCUCCACUAAAACCCUAAGUCUUGGUCCCAUAGUGGAGUUCGGCCGUGCCACAACGGCACAUGGCAGCCAUAUUCAGGGAUGGCAAUGCCAGCCCCCACGAGGGGAAGGGCCUAGAAAAGGUGGCCUAAACAUUGCUGGGUACCACGCCGUCUCCAGGCUAGCCAGGGCCGCAGACGUCCAAUCAUGGUCGAAACAAUCAAAAUCGAAACAACAACAAUACCAAUAACAACAACAACCAUAUUCAUUCUCCUCAUCCUACCUCCUCCUCUGCCUAUUCUUUUGCCCAUUCUUCUCCUUCGUCACCUUCUUCUCCAUCUCCCUCCCGUCGCCCCACUCGUAGUCACCAGACUGGCAGGGUGAGUCCGCUCACUCUGGCAGCCUGGAAUGUUCGUUCCCUUUUAGACAAUCCGAGGAGCAACCGACCGGAACGGAGGACAGCGUUAGUGGCACGAGAACUGGCGCGCUACAAGGUGGACAUCGCCGCACUCAGCGAGACCCGUUUCUCCGAACAAGGCCAACUGGAAGAGGUGGGAGCCGGUUACACCUUCUUCUGGAGUGGUCGACCCAGGGCAGAGCGACGAGACGCGGGUGUCGCCUUCACUAUCCGGAACGACAUCGUAAGACGACUGCCCAGUCUGCCGCAGGGCAUCAACGAUCGCCUGAUGAGCCUCCGCCUGCCUCUCUGGGGAGGCAAAUUCGCCACCAUCAGCGCCUACGCUCCGACGAUGACCAACCCCGACGCAACCGCCACAAGAGACAAAUUCUACGAGGACCUGCACGCCCUCUUGGCGACUGUGUCGAAGACGGUCAAUGCCUGGAGCACCAACCUACACCCACCGCACUCGCCUCCACUGCCCACACUGCCCUCGCACCUUCACGCAUCGCAUAGGUCUAUUAGUCCACAUGCGCAUCCACGAGAGCGGAAUUGACCACAAUUCCGACACGCCAACCACGCCCAUCAUGCCCAGCACCACCCUCGCACCGUCCAUCUGCGCCACCACCAACGCCUCCUUUGUAGCUGAUUCUGACGCCGCCGACUUCACAUGCCCACACUGUCCACGCACAUUCACCUCACGCAUCGGCCUGGUCGGUCACUUGCGAAUCCAUCGCACAGAGACCGGAGGACCAGUGCCUGGAGCACCAACCUACACCCACCAAGCUCGUCUCAACUGCCCACACUGUCCUCGCACUUUCAGGCACCGCAUGGGCCUAUUCGGCCACAUGCGCAUCCACGACGACCUGCGGUAG
Molecule: messenger RNA, 1613 nt
Organism: Spirometra erinaceieuropaei
Lineage: Eukaryota; Metazoa; Platyhelminthes; Cestoda; Diphyllobothriidea; Diphyllobothriidae
Source: the annotation of a GenBank genome assembly